Messenger RNA from Artibeus jamaicensis (Jamaican fruit-eating bat), 14462 nucleotides. It is a transcript of the gene MUC19, whose product is annotated as mucin 19, oligomeric. Gene Ontology annotation, molecular function: protein binding. NCBI's taxonomy places the organism in Eukaryota, Metazoa, Chordata, Mammalia, Chiroptera, Phyllostomidae. The transcript is spliced from 62 exons. The coding region runs from base 1 to 14379 and encodes 4792 amino acids. The record is from RefSeq and is a predicted model, not a curated record. Gene Ontology annotation, cellular component: extracellular matrix.
AUGGUCAAGAAUAUGGAUCACCACAGGCUUCUUUAUCAGAAGAAAUCCAGUGUUCAAAUACCUCUUAAAAUUUUACUCAGGAGUGUGGAGCUGGAGGAAAGCUACCCAGUUUCUACCCCUAAAAAAGGAUCCCAUAUUCCAGAAGCAACUCCAAAAUACUCAGAAACAAGUGCCAUUAUUGGUGAAGCUUCCACUUGGGGCCAAGGAGCAUACAAAGCUUUCAACGGCCGCAUCUUCUCCUUUGAGUCAUCGUGCACGUACACUUUCUGCCGCCACUGCGAUGACCCUGGAGAUUUCAAUAUCGAGAUCAAACGGGGCAAUGAGAGCGAGAUUGAAAAAAUAGCAGUUGUGGUUGACAGUAAUGACAUCUCUGUAUCUGGUGAUGCCAUCUUAGUCAAUGGAGAAAGUGUACAGCUACCAUAUAACAAUAAGCUGAUCCACAUUAAAAAAUAUGGAGAAUAUAAUGUCCUGAAUAGCCGUAGAGGAAUUUUGUCUUUAAUGUGGGACAAACAUAACAAGCUCUCACUCACUCUUCACAAGCAAUAUUCAACCUGUGGUCUUUGUGGUAAUUUCAACAGCACUCCAGGAGAAGAUAUCAAUGAGCACAUUGCCAGUAGCAAAAUUCCUGGUGAUUGCCCCCAAGCUCUUAGUAAAAACUAUGAAGUUUGUGAAGAUGGAAUACAGCACUGUAACAAAAUUAUUGGAACCUACUUCGAGAAAUGCGGAAAGGUUACUUCCUUGUCCAGUGACUACAAAACAAUCUGCAUUGAUGAAUACUGCCGACAAGGAGACAAAAAUUCCACAUGUGACACUUACUCGGAACUGUCCCGCCUUUGUGCCUCCGAUGGCCCUGGCACCUAUGAAUCCUGGAGAGAAGAUUCUGAUGUGGUUUGUGAAAAACCGAGAUGCCCAGAAAAACAUAUCUACAAAGAAUGUGGCCUCUCAAACCCUGCAACUUGUUCUAAUGUGGCUCCUUUUCAAGACAGUGAAUGUGUGAGUGGCUGUACCUGCCCAGAAGGUUAUCUAUUGGAUGAUAUUGGAGAGAAAGGGAGAUGUGUACUGAAGGCUGAGUGUCCCUGUGAAUCUAAUGGAACAGUCUAUCAGUCGGGAGAAGUCAGGAAAGGACCCUGUGGUUCUCAGUGCACGUGCCAGGAAGCAAAGUGGUCUUGCACUGAAGCACUGUGUCCUGGGAGAUGUAAGGUGGAAGGAAGUUCAAUUACCACCUUUGAUGGUGAAAAAUAUAACCAUCCUGGGAACUGUCACUUUUUGGCCAUCCACGAUGAAGAUUGGUCUGUUGGUGUUGAGCUCCGUCCAUGUGCAAGUGGUCAGUCAGGAACGUGCUUAAAUAGUGUUACACUCCUCUUGAAUUCGACUGGUUCCGUUGACAAAUAUAUAUUCAGUAGAAAUGGAACAGUCACAAAUGACAAAAUUGGAAAUCAAAGUGAUUACUACUCAGACAAAAUACAGAUAUUCAAGGCAUUUUCCUCAUACUUGCAAGUAGAAACAGACUUUCACGUAAAAAUGCAAAUACAGAUUCUUCCCGUGAUGCAAUUAUAUGUUUCCAUGCCGCCCAACCAAUUCACAGACACAGUGGGACUCUGUGGCUCCUACAACAACAGAGCCGAGGACGAUUUCAUGUCAAGUCAGAAUAUACUGGAAAAGACAUCACAGGCAUUUGCUGAUUCUUGGGAAAUGAUGUCCUGUCCUAAAGGAAAUCCAGCUUCGUGCAUCAGUAUAGAAACAGAAAAGUUUGCUGAAGGGAACUGUGGAAUUCUUCUUGAUUCAAGUGGGCCUUUUGCUUCCUGUCAUGCCAUUGUGAAUCCUAAACCAUAUCAGGAGGAAUGCAAAAAACACACGUGCACUUGUGAAAAUGGUCAAGAUUGCCUGUGUGCAAUUUUAGGCAACUACGCGAAAGCAUGUGCCGAGAAGGGAACAUACAUGGUGGGGUGGAGAACUGGACGAUGUGAUGACUCUUGUCCAAGUGGCCUAGUUUUCAAGUACAAUGUAAAAGCCUGCAAUACUUCUUGCCGAUCAUUGUCAGAAAGGGAUAGAAGCUGCGAUGUAGAAGAUGUUCCAGUGGAUGGAUGCGCUUGCCCUGAUGGGAUGUACCAGAAUAGUGAAGGAAACUGUGUUUCCAAAUCUCAGUGUGACUGCUACAUAAACGACAAGGUCAUGAAACCAGGCAAACUCAUCCAUAUUGAUGACAAUAAAUGUGUCUGUGAGGAUGGAAUUAUUCUUUGUCAGACUCCCAUUGAUUUACCCCCACAGAAUUGCUCUGGAGGGGCCGAAUAUGUUGGCUGCAGUGACCCUAAGGCAAAGAGAAGAGUUGAACGUACAUGUAGCACUCGGAACAUACCUAAUUUUGAUGAGAACUUGUCUUGCAAACGUGGGUGCUAUUGUCCAGAAGGAAUGGUUCGAAAUUCUAAAGGGCAAUGCGUCUUUCCUGAUGACUGCCCCUGCUCCUUUGGUGGACGAGAAUAUGACCAAGGAAGCGUCACCUUAGUAGGCUGCAAUGAAUGUACUUGCAUAAAAGGAUCUUGGAACUGUACACAAAAUGAAUGUCAAACUACCUGCCACAUCUAUGGGGAAGGUCAUGUUCAAACUUUUGAUAGAAAAAGUUAUAGCUUCGAUGGCCUCUGCCAGUAUUCAUUUGUUGAGGAUUACUGUGGUAGUGAAGAUGGCACAUUCCGUAUUUUAACUGAAAGUGUCCCAUGCUGUGAAGAUGGGCUCACAUGCUCAAGAAAAAUCAUCGUUGCCUUCCAGGAUCAGAAUGUGAUCUUGCAUGAUGGUAAAGUAACAGCAAUCAGAACUACAGAAAGUAGGGAAUGUGAACUCAAUGAAAACACAUACUCUGUGCAUACCGUCGGCCUGUACUUGAUUCUGAAAUUUGUCAUCGGAGUAACCAUGAUUUGGGACAAAAACACAAGGAUUUCUGUCAUAUUGGAUCCACAGUGGAAUGGUAAAGUGUGUGGUCUUUGUGGAAAUAGCAAUGGUGACCUCAAAGAUGAUUUCAUAACACGACACUCAUCAGUAGCUACUGGAGCACUGGAGUUUGGAAACAGUUGGAAAACUACUCAAGAAUGUUCAGACACAGUAGCUCAAACUUUCCCAUGUGACUCAAAUCCAUACUGCAAAGCCUGGGCUGUGCGGAAGUGUGAGAUCAUCCGGGACAGCACUUUCAGAGACUGCCACAGCAAGGUGGACCCCAGUGCUUACUACGAUGCGUGUAUUGAAGAAGCCUGUGCAUGUGACAUGGAGGGGAAGUACCUGGGAUUCUGCACGGCUGUGGCUAUGUAUGCGGAGGCAUGCAGCGCAGUGGGCGUCUGUGUCACCUGGAGGAGACCCGAUCUUUGUCCUGUCUACUGUGAUUAUUACAAUGCACCUGGAGAAUGCAGCUGGCACUAUGAACCUUGUGGAACAGUGACAGCAAAAACGUGCAAAGAUCGAGUUAUUGGCCAGAAAUUUUCUGCACUUUUAGAAGGCUGUUACGCCAAGUGCCCAGACAGUGCUCCUUACCUGGAUGAGAACACCAUGAAAUGCGUCAGUUUGUCUGAGUGCAGCUGCUUCUACAACGACGUCGUACCAGCGGGUGAAGUGAUCCAAGACAACUGUGGGAGAACCUGCUAUUGCAUCGCAGGAGAGUUGGUGUGCAGCAGAACUGCUUCUACAAAUUCAACAUUUACAGUUUCUACUACAACAGCUGCCUCCAUAUUAAGCAACCAAACAGCAUCUUUCAUUCCAGGGAGUGCAACAUCAAGCAGUGAAACAACAGAAACAACUCUAAGUCUACCCACUGAACCUUUGGCGACAGGUGUUAUGAGUACUCAGUUUCCUAUCACCGUCACAGCUGGAAGUGCAGGAACAACAGAAGUAGUGGGUGUCCUCUUCACUAGUCCUUGGCAUGUAUCAGGAACCACUGGAGCAUCAGCAGGUGCAACCUCAGGAGCCAAAACCAACACUACAGGCGACACAGACUUCAGAGAUGCUGGAUCAGGGGCCCCUACUGCACCAGUAAUAGAACCCGAAGAAGUUACUACACCCAGAGAAGCAAGUACAGGAGCAACAAGCCCAGGAAAAUCAGGCACUACAGGAAUAUCAGCUGAAGAAUCAGGUGCCACAACAGUACAAUCCUCUGGGGUGACUGCAACAUUGGGACCAUCAUCUGGAGGAUCAGGGACGACAGGACCAUCUAGUGGAGAAUCGGGCACAACAGGAACGUCUUCGGCAGGUUCACAACCCACUGCAUCAGCAUCCGGGAAAUCAGGGACAACCUCAGCCUCAGGGCCAGCUGCAGGAACAAGUGCUGCAGGAGCUGAAGUGACAGGAACUAGUGGUGGAGCACCAGGAGGAUCAGGGACAACUGGUUCAGCUGCUGGCUCUCCAGGGACAGCUGGGUCGACUCGUGGAGCACCUGGAACAAGUGGACCAUCGCCUGGAGGAUCAGGGACCACAGGACCAUCUAGUGGAGAAUCGGGCACAACAGGAACGUCUUCGGCAGGUUCACAACCCACUGCAUCAGCAUCCGGGAAAUCAGGGACAACCUCAGCCUCAGGGCCAGCUGCAGGAACAAGUGCUGCAGGAGCUGAAGUGACAGGAACUAGUGGUGGAGCACCAGGAGGAUCAGGGACAACUGGUUCAGCUGCUGGCUCUCCAGGGACAGCUGGGUCAACUCGUGGAGCACCUGGAACAAGUGGACCAUCGCCUGGAGGAUCAGGGACCACAGGACCAUCUAGUGGAGAAUCGGGCACAACAGGAACGUCUUCGGCAGGUUCACAACCCACUGCAUCAGCAUCCGGGAAAUCAGGGACAACCUCAGCCUCAGGGCCAGCUGCAGGAACAAGUGCUGCAGGAGCUGAAGUGACAGGAACUAGUGGUGGAGCACCAGGAGGAUCAGGGACAACUGGUUCAGCUGCUGGCUCUCCAGGGACAGCUGGGUCGACUCGAGGAGCACCUGGAACAAGUGGACCAUCGCCUGGAGGAUCAGGGACCACAGGACCAUCUAGUGGAGAAUCGGGCACAACAGGAACGUCUUCGGCAGGUUCACAACCCACUGCAUCAGCAUCCGGGGAAUCAGGGACAACCUCAGCCUCAGGGCCAGCUGCAGGAACAAGUGCUGCAGGAGCCGAAGUGACAGGAACUAGUGGUGGAGCACCAGGAGGAUCAGGGACAACUGGUUCAGCUGCUGGCUCUCCAGGGACAGCUGGGUCGACUCGAGGAGCACCUGGAACAAGUGGACCAUCGCCUGGAGGAUCAGGGACCACAGGACCAUCUAGUGGAGAAUCGGGCACAACAGGAACGUCUUCGGCAGGUUCACAACCCACUGCAUCAGCAUCCGGGAAAUCAGGGACAACCUCAGCCUCAGGGCCAGCUGCAGGAACCAGUGCUGCAGGAGCUGAAGUGACAGGAACCAGUGGUGGAGCACCAGGAGGGUCAGGGACAACUGGUUCAGCUGCUGGCUCUCCAGGGACAGCUGGGUCGACUCGAGGAGCACCUGGAACAAGUGGACCAUCGCCUGGAGGAUCAGGGACCACAGGACCAUCUAGUGGAGAAUCGGGCACAACAGGAACGUCUUCAGCAGGUUCACAACCCACUGCAUCAGCAUCCGGGAAAUCAGGGACAACCUCAGCCUCAGGGCCAGCUGCAGGAACAAGUGCUGCAGGAGCUGAAGUGACAGGAACUACUGGUGGAGCACCAGGAGGAUCAGGGACAACUGGUUCAGCUGCUGGCUCUCCAGGGACAGCUGGGUCGACUCGAGGAGCACCUGGAACAAGUGGACCAUCGCCUGGAGGAUCAGGGACCACAGGACCAUCUAGUGGAGAAUCGGGCACAACAGGAACCAUCCGUGGAAUCAGGGACAACCUCAGCCUCAGGGCCAGAGCUGCAGGAACAAGUGCAGGACGUGCAGGAGCUGAAGUGACAGGAACUAGUGGAGGAGCACCAGGAGGAUCAGGGACAACUGGUUCAGCUGCUGGCUCUCCAGGGACAGCUGGGUCGACUCGAGGAGCACCUGCAACAAGUGGACCAUCGCCUGGAGGAUCAGGGACCACAGGACCAUCUAGUGGAGAAUCGGGCACAACAGGAACGUCUUCGGCAGGUUCACAACCCACUGCAUCAGCAUCCGGGAAAUCAGGGACAACCUCAGCCUCAGGGCCAGCUGCAGGAACAAGUGCUGCAGGAGCUGAAGUGACGGGAACUAGUGGUGGAGCACCAGGAGGAUCAGGGACAACUGGUUCAGCUGCUGGCUCUCCAGGGACAGCUGGGUCGACUCGAGGAGCACCUGCAACAAGUGGACCAUCGCCUGGAGGAUCAGGGACCACAGGACCAUCUAGUGGAGAAUCGGGCACAACAGGAACGUCUUCGGCAGGUUCACAACCCACUGCAUCAGCAUCCGGGAAAUCAGGGACAACCUCAGCCUCAGGGCCAGCUGCAGGAACAAGUGCUGCAGGAGCUGAAGUGACAGGAACUACUGGUGGAGCACCAGGAGGAUCAGGGACAACUGGUUCAGCUGCUGGCUCUCCAGGGACAGCUGGGUCGACUCGAGGAGCACCUGGAACAAGUGGACCAUCGCCUGGAGGAUCAGGGACCACAGGACCAUCUAGUGGAGAAUCGGGCACAACAGGAACGUCUUCGGCAGGUUCACAACCCACUGCAUCAGCAUCCGGGAAAUCAGGGACAACCUCAGCCUCAGGGCCAGCUGCAGGAACAAGUGCUGUAGGAACAAGUGCUGCAGGAGCUGAAGUGACAGGAACUACUGGUGGAGCACCAGGAGGAUCAGGGACAACUGGUUCAGCUGCUGGCUCUCCAGGGACAGCAGGGUCGACUCCAGGAGCACCUGGAACAAGUGUACCAUUGCCUGGAGGAUCAGGGACCACAGGACCAUCAAGUGGAAAAUCGGGCACAACAGGAACGUCUUCGGCAGGUUCACAACCCACUGCAUCAGCAUCCGGGAAAUCAGGGACAACCUCAGCCUCAGGGCCAGCUGCAGGAACAAGUGCUGCAGGAGCUGAAGUGACAGGAACUAGUGGUGGAGCACCAGGAGGAUCAGGGACAACUGGUUCAGCUGCUGGCUCUCCAGGGACAGCUGGGUCGACUCGAGGAGCACCUGGAACAAGUGGACCAUCGCCUGGAGGAUCAGGGACCACAGGACCAUCUAGUGGAGAAUCGGGCACAACAGGAACGUCUUCGGCAGGUUCACAACCCACUGCAUCAGCAUCCGGGAAAUCAGGGACAACCUCAGCCUCAGGGCCAGCUGCAGGAACAAGUGCUGCAGCAGCUGAAGUGACGGGAACUAGUGGUGGAGCACCAGGAGGGUCAGGGACAACUGGUUCAGCUGCUGGCUCUCCAGGGACAGCUGGGUCGACUCGAGGAGCACCUGCAACAAGUGGACCAUCGCCUGGAGGAUCAGGGACCACAGGACCAUCUAGUGGAGAAUCGGGCACAACAGGAACGUCUUCGGCAGGUUCACAACCCACUGCAUCAGCAUCCGGGAAAUCAGGGACAACCUCAGCCUCAGGGCCAGCUGCAGGAACAAGUGCUGCAGGAGCUGAAGUGACAGGAACUAGUGGUGGAGCACCAGGAGGAUCAGGGACAACUGGUUCAGCUGCUGGCUCUCCAGGGACAGCUGGGUCGACUCGAGGAGCACCUGGAACAAGUGGACCAUCGCCUGGAGGAUCAGGGACCACAGGACCAUCUAGUGGAGAAUCGGGCACAACAGGAACGUCUUCGGCAGGUUCACAACCCACUGCAUCAGCAUCCGGGAAAUCAGGGACAACCUCAGCCUCAGGGCCAGCUGCAGGAACAAGUGCUGCAGGAGCUGAAGUGACGGGAACUAGUGGUGGAGCACCAGGAGGAUCAGGGACAACUGGUUCAGCUGCUGGCUCUCCAGGGACAGCUGGGUCGACUCGAGGAGCACCUGGAACAAGUGGACCAUCGCCUGGAGGAUCAGGGACCACAGGACCAUCUAGUGGAGAAUCGGGCACAACAGGAACGUCUUCGGCAGGUUCACAACCCACUGCAUCAGCAUCCGGGAAAUCAGGGACAACCUCAGCCUCAGGGCCAGCUGCAGGAACAAGUGCUGCAGGAGCUGAAGUGACAGGAACUACUGGAGGAGCACCAGGAGGAUCAGGGACAACUGGUUCAGCUGCUGGCUCUCCAGGGACAGCUGGGUCGACUCGAGGAGCACCUGGAACAAGUGGACCAUCGCCUGGAGGAUCAGGGACCACAGGACCAUCUAGUGGAGAAUCGGGCACAACAGGAACGUCUUCGGCAGGUUCACAACCCACUGCAUCAGCAUCCAGGGAAUCAGAGACAACCUCAGCCUCAGGGCCAGCUGCAGGAACAAGUGCUGCAGGAGCUGAAGUGACAGGAACUAGUGGUGGAGCACCAGGAGGAUCAGGGACAACUGGUUCAGCUGCUGGCUCUCCAGGGACAGCUGGGUCGACUCGAGGAGCACCUGGAACAAGUGGACCAUCGCCUGGAGGAUCAGGGACCACAGGACCAUCUAGUGGAGAAUCGGGCACAACAGGAACGUCUUCGGCAGGUUCACAACCCACUGCAUCAGCAUCCGGGAAAUCAGGGACAACCUCAGCCUCAGGGCCAGCUGCAGGAACAAGUGCUGCAGGAGCUGAAGUGACAGGAACUAGUGGUGGAGCACCAGGAGGAUCAGGGACAACUGGUUCAGCUGCUGGCUCUCCAGGGACAGCUGGGUCGACUCGAGGAGCACCUGGAACAAGUGGACCAUCGCCUGGAGGAUCAGGGACCACAGGACCAUCUAGUGGAGAAUCGGGCACAACAGGAACGUCUUCGGCAGGUUCACAACCCACUGCAUCAGCAUCCGGGAAAUCAGGGACAACCUCAGCCUCAGGGCCAGCUGCAGGAACAAGUGCUGCAGGAGCUGAAGUGACAGGAACUAGUGGUGGAGCACCAGGAGGAUCAGGGACAACUGGUUCAGCUGCUGGCUCUCCAGGGACAGCUGGGUCGACUCGAGGAGCACCUGGAACAAGUGGACCAUCGCCUGGAGGAUCAGGGACCACAGGACCAUCUAGUGGAGAAUCGGGCACAACAGGAACGUCUUCGGCAGGUUCACAACCCACUGCAUCAGCAUCCGGGAAAUCAGGGACAACCUCAGCCUCAGGGCCAGCUGCAGGAACAAGUACUGCAGGAGCCGAAGUGACAGGAACUACUGGUGGAGCACCAGGAGGAUCAGGGACAACUGGUUCAGCUGCUGGCUCUCCAGGGACAGCUGGGUCGACUCGAGGAGCACCUGCAACAAGUGGACCAUCGCCUGGAGGAUCAGGGACCACAGGACCAUCUAGUGGAGAAUCGGGCACAACAGGAACGUCUUCGGCAGGUUCACAACCCACUGCAUCAGCAUCCGGGAAAUCAGGGACAACCUCAGCCUCAGGGCCAGCUGCAGGAACAAGUGCUGCAGGAGCUGAAGUGACAGGAACUAGUGGUGGAGCACCAGGAGGAUCAGGGACAACUGGUUCAGCUGCUGGCUCUCCAGGGACAGCUGGGUCGACUCGAGGAGCACCUGGAACAAGUGGACCAUCGCCUGGAGGAUCAGGGACCACAGGACCAUCUAGUGGAGAAUCGGGCACAACAGGAACGUCUUCGGCAGGUUCACAACCCACUGCAUCAGCAUCCGGGAAAUCAGGGACAACCUCAGCCUCAGGGCCAGCUGCAGGAACAAGUGCUGCAGGAGCUGAAGUGACAGGAACUAGUGGUGGAGCACCAGGAGGAUCAGGGACAACUGGUUCAGCUGCUGGCUCUCCAGGGACAGCUGGGUCGACUCGAGGAGCACCUGGAACAAGUGGACCAUCGCCUGGAGGAUCAGGGACCACAGGACCAUCUAGUGGAGAAUCGGGCACAACAGGAACGUCUUCGGCAGGUUCACAACCCACUGCAUCAGCAUCCGGGAAAUCAGGGACAACCUCAGCCUCAGGGCCAGCUGCAGGAACAAGUGCUGCAGGAGCUGAAGUGACAGGAACUAGUGGUGGAGCACCAGGAGGGUCAGGGACAACUGGUUCAGCUGCUGGCUCUCCAGGGACAGCUGGGUCGACUCGAGGAGCACCUGGAACAAGUGGACCAUCGCCUGGAGGAUCAGGGACCACAGGACCAUCUAGUGGAGAAUCGGGCACAACAGGAACGUCUUCGGCAGGUUCACAACCCACUGCAUCAGCAUCCGGGAAAUCAGGGACAACCUCAGCCUCAGGGCCAAGGAAAGGCUGGACAGCAGGGUCGACUCGAGGAGCACCUGGAACAAGUGGACCAUCGCCUGGAGGAUCAGGGACCACAGGACCAUCUAGUGGAGAAUCGGGCACAACAGGAACGUCUUCGGCAGGUUCACAACCCACUGCAUCAGCAUCCGGGAAAUCAGGGACAACCUCAGCCUCAGGGCCAGCUGCAGGAACAAGUGCUGCAGGAGCUGAAGUGACAGGAACUAGUGGAGGAGCACCAGGAGGAUCAGGGACAACUGGUUCAGCUGCUGGCUCUCCAGGGACAGCUGGGUCGACUCGAGGAGCACCUGGAACAAGUGGACCAUCGCCUGGAGGAUCAGGGACCACAGGACCAUCUAGUAGAGAAUCGGGCACAACAGGAACGUCUUCGGCAGGUUCACAACCCACUGCAUCAGCAUCCGGGAAAUCAGGGACAACCUCAGCCUCAGGGCCAGCUGCAGGAACAAGUACUGCAGGAGCUGAAGUGACAGGAACUAGUGGUGGAGCACCAGGAGGAUCAGGGACAACUGGUUCAGCUGCUGGCUCUCCAGGGACAGCAGGGUCGACUCGAGGAGCACCUGCAACAAGUGGACCAUCGCCUGGAGGAUCAGGGACCACAGGACCAUCUAGUGGAGAAUCGGGCACAACAGGAACGUCUUCGGCAGGUUCACAACCCACUGCAUCAGCAUCCGGGGAAUCAGGGACAACCUCAGCCUCAGGGCCAGCUGCAGGAACAAGUGCUGCAGGAGCUGAAGUGACAGGAACUACUGGUGGAGCACCAGGAGGAUCAGGGACAACUGGUUCAGCUGCUGGCUCUCCAGGGACAGCUGGGUCGACUCGAGGAGCACCUGGAACAAGUGGACCAUCGCCUGGAGGAUCAGGGACCACAGGACCAUCUAGUGGAGAAUCGGGCACAACAGGAACGUCUUCGGCAGGUUCACAACCCACUGCAUCAGCAUCCGUGGAAUCAGGGACAACCUCAGCCUCAGGGCCAGCUGCAGGAACAAGUGCUGUAGGAACAAGUGCUGCAGGAGCUGAAGUGACAGAAACUACUGGAGGAGCACCAGGAGGAUCAGGGACAACUGGUUCAGCUGCUGGCUCUCCAGGGACAGCUGGGUCGACUCGAGGAGCACCUGGAACAAGUGGACCAUCGCCUGGAGGAUCAGGGACCACAGGACCAUCUAGUGGAGAAUCGGGCACAACAGGAACGUCUUCGGCAGGUUCACAACCCACUGCAUCAGCAUCCGGGGAAUCAGGGACAACCUCAGCCUCAGGGCCAGCUGCAGGAACAAGUGCUGCAGGAGCUGAAGGACAGCUGGGUCGACUCGAGGAGCACCUGGAACAAGUGGACCAUCGCCUGGAGGAUCAGGGACCACGGGACCAUCUAGUGGAGAAUCGGGCACAACAGGAACAUCUUCGGCAGGUUCACAACCCACUGCAUCAGCAUCCGGGGAAAUCAGGGACAACCUCAGCCUCAGGGCCAGCUGCAGGAACAAGUGCUGCAGGAGCUGAAGUGACAGGAACUACUGGAGGAGCACCAGGAGGAUCAGGGACAACUGGUUCAGCUGCUGGCUCUCCAGGGACAGCAGGGUCGACUCGAGGGGCACCUGCAACAAGUGGACCAUCGCCUGGAGGAUCAGGGACCACAGGACCAUCUAGUGGAGAAUCGGGCACAACAGGAACGUCUUCGGCAGGUUCACAACCCACUGCAUCAGCAUCCGGGGAAUCAGGGACAACCUCAGCCUCAGGGCCAGCUGCAGGAACAAGUGCUGCAGGAGCUGAAGUGACAGGAACUACUGGAGGAGCACCAGGAGGAUCAGGGACAACUGGUUCAGCUGCUGGCUCUCCAGGGACAGCAGGGUCGACUCGAGGAGCACCUGGAACAAGUGGACCAUCGCCUGGAGGAUCAGGGACCACGGGACCAUCUAGUGGAGAAUCGGGCACAACAGGAACAUCUUCGGCAGGUUCACAACCCACUGCAUCAGCAUCCGGGGAAUCAGGGACAACCUCAGCCUCAGGGCCAGCUGCAGGAACAAGUGCUGCAGGAGCUGAAGUGACAGGAACUAGUGGAGGAGCACCAGGAGGAUCAGGGACAACUGGUUCAGCUGCUGGCUCUCCAGGGACAGCAGGGUCGACUCGAGGAGCACCUGCAACAAGUGGACCAUCGCCUGGAGGAUCAGGGACCACAGGACCAUCUAGUGGAGAAUCGGGCACAACAGGAACGUCUUCGGCAGGUUCACAACCCACUGCAUCAGCAUCCGGGGAAUCAGGGACAACCUCAGCCUCAGGGCCAGCUGCAGGAACAAGUGCUGCAGGAGCUGAAGUGACAGGAACUACUGGAGGAGCACCAGGAGGAUCAGGGACAACUGGUUCAGCUGCUGGCUCUCCAGGGACAGCUGGGUCGACUCGAGGAGCACCUGGAACAAGUGGACCAUCGCCUGGAGGAUCAGGGACCACGGGACCAUCUAGUGGAGAAUCGGGCACAACAGGAACGUCUUCGGCAGGUUCACAACCCACUGCAUCAGCAUCCGGGAAAUCAGGGACAACCUCAGCCUCAGGGCCAGCUGCAGGAACAAGUGCUGCAGGAGCGGAAGUGACAGGAACCACUGGACGAGCACCUGGAGGACCAAGGACAACUGGUUCAGCUGCUGGCUCUCCAGGGACAGCUGGGUCUACUCAAACAGCACCUGGAACACGUGGGUACACCUCAAGUGUAGUCUUGGGCAUAACUAGUGUCCCAGGAAGUUCCCAGACAGAUACCACAGCUAUCCUGGAAGAAAGCAAAACAAACAGAGUUGGAAUAGUCACAGGCACUACUGGCAUAAUCCCUGAAAAAACUCUGGAACCUGGAACUUACAACACAGGAACCACUGGAGCAUCAGCAGGUACAACCUCAGGAGCCAAAACCAAAACUACAGGUGACACGAUCUUCAGAGAUGGCACCUCUGCUGCCCCAGGGAGUCCAGGGACAGGAAGUGAAACAGGCACUUCCAUCACUGCAGGGAGUCCAGGGUCAGGUAGCAAAACAGGCACCACGGGGCUGGCCCUCGGCACAACUGUUGCCCCUGGCAGUUCCAACACAGGGGCCACGACUUCUGUAGAACAUGACAGAAUAACAAGUGUCGGAAUAAUUACAGGUACAACGGAGGACAUCUCUGGCAAAACACCCAAUCCUGGAAGUUCCAACACAGAAGCCACGACUCACACAGAAGGCAGUGGGACAACCCAAGGAACAGUGCCAGGAGGUACCACUGAAGAGUUUUCUGGGACAACAAUUACGUCCGGAGGUUUUAACACAGGCACCACUACAGUAGCUUCUCGCACUGCACUUGAACCCGGGAGUUCAAACACAGAAGCAACAUCGCCCUCUAGAGGCAGUGGAACCACAGGAAUCAGUACUAGCUCUACUGGAGCGGCCCCUGGCGGGACCACCUCACCGGGAAGUUCCAACACAGGAUGUCCAGCACCACUUCCACCGCCUCCAGUUUGCCAUGGCCCACUGGGAGAAGAGAAAUCUCCUGGAGACAUCUGGACUGCUAAUUGCCACAAAUGCACCUGUACUAAUGCAAAUGCUGUAGAGUGUAAGCCUAAGGAGUGCCCUUCUCCACCGACAUGCAAGACUGCAGAGAGGCUGGUAAAGUUCCAAGAUAAUGACACCUGCUGUGAAAUCGGAUACUGCGAACCAAGAACAUGUUUAUUUAACAAUACCAACUAUGAGAUUGGCGCUUCAUUUGAGGACCCUAAGAACCCCUGUGUCUCCUACUCCUGCAAUGAGACUGGUUUGGUCAUAGCGGUUCAAGACUGUCCAAAGCAGACCUGGUGUGCAAAGGUAGACCGAGUCUAUGAUUCAAAAAAAUGUUGCUAUACAUGUAAUACUAACUGCAGGACUUCACUCGUGAAUGUCACUGUCACGUACAACAGGUGCACGAAAAGACUUGAGAUGGCGAGAUGUGUAGGGGAAUGCAAAAGGACCACCAGGUACGAUUAUGAUAUCUUCCAGUUGAAAAAUUCCUGCCUUUGCUGCCAAGAUGAAGCAUAUGAGUUGAGAGAAAUUGUUCUUGACUGCCUGGAUGGCAGUACGUUACCUUACAUAUACAGGCACAUCACGAAGUGUUCUUGCUUAGACAAGUGCUAUACCUCAACGUCUUCAUCUAUGUCCUGAGAGCCCACUUACUGUUAACAUUGCCUUUCUGGUUGUAACUUGCAGGCAUUUACUUUAUAAGUGAACAAAACUAAUCACCCACU